Brassica napus (rape) is the source of this 689-nucleotide messenger RNA. Its product is annotated as serine hydroxymethyltransferase 1, mitochondrial-like. Bases 408 to 689 code for a protein of 93 amino acids. Gene Ontology annotation, biological process: tetrahydrofolate interconversion; L-serine catabolic process; folic acid metabolic process. The transcript is spliced from 3 exons. Gene Ontology annotation, cellular component: cytoplasm. The record is from RefSeq and is a predicted model, not a curated record. Lineage: Eukaryota; Viridiplantae; Streptophyta; Magnoliopsida; Brassicales; Brassicaceae. Gene Ontology annotation, molecular function: glycine hydroxymethyltransferase activity; cobalt ion binding; pyridoxal phosphate binding.
AACCAUAUAGAAUGGAAACGUUGGUGGAGAGACUGUGGCAUGAGAUAAUGACAAGAAACCACAAAAAUAAAAUAAGAAAAUAUAAAAAGAAAAGAGGGAAAAAAAUUCAAAAAAAAAAAUUGAACCGCCAAAAGCAGAGGCCACAAUGCUCUCUUCAAAGGAUAAGCCCAUUUGAUUCUUCUCAUCAUUCAAAUUUGUUUCCAGUGUUUCCAGAGAGAGAGAGGCAGAGCAAAAAUGGCGAUGGCAAUAGCUCUUAGGAGACUUUCUUCUUCAGUUGACAAACCUAUUCGUCCUCUUAUCAGAUCAGAUCAUCUUAGGAGAUUGCUGACAUCAUUGAGCUUGAGAAAGCUAGACAGUGGAAGGGGCUUGAACUCAUUCCAUCUGAGAAUUUCACAUCUGUCUCGGUGAUGCAAGCUGUUGGGUCUGUGAUGACUAACAAGUACAGUGAAGGGUACCCUGGGGCUAGAUACUAUGGAGGAAAUGAGUACAUAGACAUGGCGGGAACCUUGUGCCAGAAACGUGCUCUUGAAGCUUUCCGGUUAGACCCUGAGAAGUGGGGAGUGAAUGUGCAACCUUUGUCUGGAUCUCCUGCCAGCUUCCAUGUCUACACAUUAAAUAACAACGAGAGACUAGUGUGUUUUGUCGUCUGUGUCUGUGUGCUUGAUCAUCCCUAUGCUUUAAAUACAUAG